This is a messenger RNA of Durio zibethinus, 1421 nucleotides long. RefSeq lists its product as uncharacterized. NCBI's taxonomy places the organism in Eukaryota, Viridiplantae, Streptophyta, Magnoliopsida, Malvales, Malvaceae. The record is from RefSeq and is a predicted model, not a curated record.
ACCUCCUGCAUAAUUAGACCUAAUUUAGAAGCUAAAAAAAAGAACCAAGGAGUAGCGGCUGGAGCCCAGCGGCCGUAGAGGAGAUUUGUCAGUGAAGAGUCGAGAUAAUCUGCAAAAGGGAAGCGGAAAUUUCUCUUUUGAAGAAAUAUGGCGAGCGCGAGUCUACCAUCUUCUCCACCUCCGCCAUCACCUCCUUCCAUCUCUGCUUCCCAUUCUGAGUCCUCCGCCACUCUUCCCACUGCUCUAGUACCCCCUCAGCCUCAGGUUGAGGCUGCUGUCGACAAUGGAAACCUCAAUGUCGAAGACCUAAAGCCUCAAAUUGCUGAUCAUUUUGCGGUACUUGAUAAUCCAGAAUACAUUGAGAAGUACAAGAAAUAUGAGGCUGACUACACUCAUCGAUUGAUGGCAAAGUAUUUCUCUAAGAAGAAUUUUUAUGGAGGCAACAUUUUUGAUGAGAAAACAACAAUAGAUAGUGAGACGAUAUUGUCAAGCAGGUGGCCUUGCACUAGAUCAUUUGCAGACCCAGCUCAUGCAUUUGAGGAUCAAAGCAAUGGUGGUUCAAUUUCUGAGGCAGAAACCCCAACUAACAUCUCAAACGGGAAACUCCCACUCAAAAAGAAUGCCUGACAGUACAAUUGAUGGCAUUCCCGCAAUAUGGUAUUGUAUGUAAAUAAGCAUGGAUAAUGUAGACCAAAAAGCUAUUUGAAGUAAUAGACCCGAAGUUUUCUACAAUUUGUCAUGUUCUGUUAGCAAAUGACUUUUGUCAAUGCCUAUAUGUAGCAAAUAGCAUCGAUUAUUAUAUCAUAUCCAUUGCAAAAUGAAAAGGGAAUUUCAAGCAAUUAUUUUGGGAGAGGGAUCUGGUGACUGGUGAGGUUGCAGACAUAAGUAUGAGAAUAAUCAUAACAAUAAUGAAACAAUGAUAAUGUCAAGCUUUUUGGGAGGAAAAGUAAAGACUUCUGAAUCCUGACAGGUUUUGAGCUGUUCCAAUUGCAUAGGAGUAGUUUUUUAAAAUUUGAGGUCGGAUCAGGUGAAAAUCAAGAUCGGAUCGAGGUGGUAUAGUUUUAAUUUUUGAAAAAGUGAUCAACCCCACCGAACACAACACUACAUUUAAAUUUACUCACUUGAUUUUGAUACCCAAAUUGCAUAAUUACAGCAAUUUAGUUCUUGUUUCCAAACAAGUUCUUAGUUGUGCAAAAAAAGGCAAAUUGUUGAUUUACAUGGGUAAUUCCCAUAGGGCCUUCCUUACCUAUCCUCAAGAACUAAAAUCAAUUUUCUCUUUUUUCAGUAAAAAUGAUUGAUAUCCUAACACCAUAACCGAUCAUGUACUAAAACAUAAUUGCAUAAAUCGAAUCUGUUAGGAUACUUUGCUCUAGUAUUACUUAAAAUCUGAAUCAACCUCGUUAACACUUUUUAACUGAUGG